This is a messenger RNA of Balaenoptera musculus (blue whale), 2060 nucleotides long. It is a transcript of the gene ZCCHC9, whose product is annotated as zinc finger CCHC-type containing 9. NCBI's taxonomy places the organism in Eukaryota, Metazoa, Chordata, Mammalia, Artiodactyla, Balaenopteridae. The transcript is spliced from 6 exons. The record is from RefSeq and is a predicted model, not a curated record. Bases 763 to 1578 code for a protein of 271 amino acids. Gene Ontology annotation, molecular function: nucleic acid binding; zinc ion binding.
GACGCGGCGGGAGGGCGGAGGGAGUGGCGGCUAGGUCCCCGAGGGCCCCCAGCGCCAGGUGGGGCUGAAGCACCGGGCUCCGCGGCGGGCCCAGGCCGCCGGUGACGGGAUCCGCCUCAGCUGUAGGAGGCUGGCCGCUUGGGCCGGCGCGGGCCAGUCCCACUGGGAUCCUUCGGGUCGAAUGGAUCCGGCCGACCGGGUACUCAGAGCUUCCCCUGUUCCAUAUACUCAGGGGAAGGAUAACCUUUCUCCUCUUGAACAGCUCCAGUCCCCACUGUGACAGUCACAGGAUCCGCAGCGACGAGUGCGCGCGCGUGGUGUGAAGUGUUGUGCACAGUCCCACACCUGUUUAUUGGCUCCGCCCCGCAGCUUGUGUUGAAGGGAUGUCGUGGCAGGAACUGAGGUUUUCCGCACGGGAUGCUACCCUAAAAGAGGGGCGUCUUAAUAACUGAAAAUGAUUUGAAACAGCUGGGCUGGAAGUAGCUUACGCUCUGAUUAAUAAAAGGAAGACUCGGUAUUAUCACGUGACUGCAAACAUAUAUUUUGCUUAUCAAUCUGCCGGAAAGAGUUGUAAUGACAGACUUCAGGUCAAAGGACAGGAGUUGUGUAUACUUACUAAUUUGCUGUGCAAAUUAUUUGCGAUGAAAUGGCAGACUAAGCAAGAAGAUUGGAAGAAAGUAGACCUGGGACUUAGAGAUAGGAAAAUAAACCGCUAAGAAAACUGCAGAAUUUGGGAAAAACUGAUAAACAUCUGAUGAAGCCAUGACCAGGUGGGCACGAGUUACUACCACACAGAACAAAAGACCCUUCCCUGCAACAUCAUGGGAGGACAUGAAGAAGGGGUCCUUUGAGGGAAAAAGCCAAAACCUACCAAAGAGUAAACAACUUGAAGCCGAUAGUCUGUCCCUUAAAAAUCAUGCAUCCCAAGCAAAACACAAAAAGAAUAAAAAGAAAAAGGAGUAUUUUAAUGAAGAUGUGAACGGAUUCAUGGACUAUCUAAGGCAAAACUCACAGAUGGUUCGCAAUGGGGAGAUGAUAGCAGCAGACAGUCAGGAAGUCAGGGAAGAAAUUGCAGUUGCUUUAAAGAAAGAUAGUCGCCGGGAAGGAAGACGAUUAAAAAGACAAGCAGCAAAGAAAAGUGCAAUGGUAUGUUUCCAUUGUAGAAAACCUGGCCAUGGGAUUGCAGAUUGCCCAGCUGCCCUUGAGAAUCAAGAAAUGGGCACUGGAAUAUGUUACCGGUGUGGAUCCACAGAGCAUGAAAUAACCAAGUGCAAGGCUAAAGUAGACCCAGCUUUUGGUGAAUUUCCUUUUGCAAAAUGUUUUGUUUGUGGGGAAAUGGGACAUCUGUCCAGAUCCUGUCCUGAUAAUCCCAAAGGACUCUAUGCUGAUGGUGGUUGCUGCAGACUUUGUGGCUCUGUGGAACAUUUUAAGAAAGAUUGCCCCGGAAGUCAGAAUUCAGAUCGAAUGGUCACGGUUGGUCGCUGGGCAAAGGGAAUGAGUGCGGACUAUGAAGACAUUUUGGAUGUGCCUAAACCACAGAAACCCAAAACAAAGAUACCUAAAGUUGUUAAUUUUUGAUGAUUAGUGCUAUCGUUUGUUAGCACCUCAUUGUUAAACAUUCUGAACUGGGCCUACUUCAUAAGUUGGAGCUGGACUCUCCCUUGGAGUCCUGUAUUGUAGAUAUCAGUAUAAUCUAGGUGUGGUCAAAGCAGUUCCUGAGUUCUGUCCAUCAAGGAGCACUUCUACCAUUGUUUGGAGAAAAUCACUGAAAAAAAGUAUAAUGUGUUCAAAAUGGAUUUUCUAAAAGAAUAUAUUUUUAACCAGCAGAACUUAGGUGUAACUCAGUGGUUAUAUACCUGAUUGUAGCAAUCAUCUUUUUCUAAAAACAAAAUUAUGCAUUAAUAUGAACUAUCCCUAAACAUAGGGUACCUGCUUUGCAUUUGGAAAUGAAUUUUUGUUAUAUUGUUUUCUUGGUUCAAAGUAUCAGUUUAUUAUUAUAUUAGAAAUUAAUUUAUAAUUGCCACAAAAUCUGUAUUUUAAAAAUAUUUAAUAAAAACUCA